This is a messenger RNA of Morone saxatilis (striped sea-bass), 6111 nucleotides long. RefSeq names its product intermediate filament family orphan 1a (gene iffo1a). The record is from RefSeq and is a predicted model, not a curated record. The transcript has 9 exons. NCBI's taxonomy places the organism in Eukaryota, Metazoa, Chordata, Actinopteri, Moronidae. The coding region runs from base 576 to 2531 and encodes 651 amino acids.
UGUGUUUAUCCCGGAGCUCUGCUGCACCGCUUCUCGACACUCUGCUUGGACCCGUUUAACCUCACUAUCUGGUGCCAAAGUUAGCCUUUUCCUCCUCUGACUACCAGGUAUGGUGCUUAAAUCUGCGUUGAAGCUACAGAAUACGUCCGUCGCUUUAUUCUAAGGCUUAGAAUAAACAUUUUAGGACCGGUGCGCGUCUUGAAAUUGCUCCUGCGUUUAAGUGAACUCGGUAAUGUAAUUUUGCUGCAGGGACCAGCUGUGUGUCUGCGAGUUUAGAGGCACCUUGUGGUACUUUAUGUUAUUUAUUUUUUUAUAUUCCGCAUAGCGUAUGAGCAUGUGUUUACUAUAGUAUCCCAGUGGGAGUUUGUUAUUCUGCUGCGACUUCAGGCCUGUAAAGCAUCCUCCUCACACUGCACAUCUGACCAGCUCACAGCUCUUCUGCAUAAAGGUGAUCCUCGGGUGAAACCAGGAGGAGGACUCUAAAGCGAGGCUGCUGGGCCCGAUUCCGGUUCUGGACAAUAAUAGACGACUAUACGGAAUUACCUGCCGUGUUGAACAUAAAGAAGUCUGGGUUCAUGCCUGAUUUCGAGCACUUCAGAUUUUCCUAUUCGAGCAUGAAUCCGGUUCUCGGGGAGAGUGGCUUUCUGGCCCCGCAGCAGCACCACCACCAGAUGACGGGUCAGAACGACUCUGCCAUCCCGGAGCCGGGAUACUUCCUGGGGGACCACGGCGGGUUCGGCCCCGAUGGGUUGUCCGGGCUGGACCUGGGCGCCCUGCCGCCAUCGGGCCUCGCCUACCUGCACCUGAGCAGCCCCCUGCACCGCGUGCCCCCGGCGGCCACGGCACUGCGCAACGACCUGGGAUCCAACAUCAGCGUCCUGAAGACCCUGAACCUGCGCUUCCGCUGCUUUCUGGCCAAAGUGCACGAGCUGGAGCGCAGGAACAAGGUGUUGGAGAAGCAGCUGCAGCAGGCUCUGGAGGAGAACUGCGCAGGGGAAGCCCACCAGAAGCCGCUGACCAAAGAGAUGGGGGUCCAGACUGGAUUUAUUGGGCCUAUUCCAUCCAGACCGGGCCUCAUCCCUCUCCACAACGCCAACAACUCGGCCUACCUGCCCGGCGGCCUCCUCUCUCCGACCCUGAACCCUCCUCCUCUUUUUGACAACAAAUACCUGCUGGGGAACAACCUCAACCCGAUCACGGAUUCAAACUCCAACCUCACCACAUCCAUCAGCCCGGCCCUGAGUCCCACCGACCCGUCCAAAACCAUCACCAACAUCAACGAGAGGUACGCCUCGCACGCCGGGACCAACACCAACAACAUCCCCCCUCCUCCCCCGCGCUUCCUCCCGGGGACGAUCUGGUCCUUCAACCAUACCCGCAGGUUCGGCACCGGGAGGGAGUCGUGCGUCACGGGCCCCGGAGUCUCCUGGACGCACCCGGACGGUGUCGGGGUCCAGAUCGACACCAUCACACCUGAGAUCAGGGCCCUGUACAACGUGCUGGCCAAGGUGAAGAGAGAGAGAGACGAGUACAAGAGGAGAUGGGAGGAGGAGUACACUGCCAGAAUGGACCUGCAGGAAAAAGUGGUUGAACUGGAGGAGGACCUGCAGGAGAGCGAGGUGUGUCAGGAUGAGCUGGCUCUGAGGGUGAAGCAGCUGAAGGCCGAACUGGUCCUCUUUAAAGGACUCGUCAGCAACAACCUGUCAGAUCUGGACAGUAAGAUCCAGGAGAAGGCCAUGAAGGUGGACAUGGAUAUCUGCCGCCGCAUCGACAUCACCGCCCGCCUCUGUGACGUGGCCCAGCAGAGGAACUGUGAGGACAUGAUUAACAUGUUCCAGCAGGUGGCCACGCCCCCCUCCACGCUGGGAGGCCGGGCCAGAAAACAGAGCGGGCAGUCGGCGAAGGGCGGGGACGGAGACGAACUGAGCAUGUCUGAGAGCGAGGGAGGCGGGGCUAAAGACGAGGAGUCGUGCAGCACGUCGGCCAAUCAGAUCAACGAGCAGAUGCAUCGGAUGCUGAAUCAGCUGAGGGAGUGUGAGUUUGAGGAUGACUGUGACAGUCUUGCCUGGGAGGAGACGGAGGAGACUCUUCUGCUCUGGGAAGAUUUCCCUGGAUACCCACUGGGACUGGAAACACAAGGAGAGCUGCAGCAGCAGGAAGAGUCCAUUGAAGAGGUCAUUAAAGACACAGAGUGUCUGUUUAAAACCAGAGAGAAGGAAUACCAGGAAACCAUCGACCAGAUAGAGUUGGAAUUGGCCACAGCAAAGAGCGACAUGAACCGUCACCUGCACGAGUACAUGGAGAUGUGUUCGAUGAAAAGAGGCCUGGACGUCCAGAUGGAGACCUGCAGGAGACUCAUCACACAGAGCGGAGACAGGAAAUCCACCUCGCUCAUCACGCUGCCGGUGGACGACUCCGACAGCGAGGAGAAGGAGAGGAAGAAGCCAGCUCUCCCUGCUGACUCUGAGAGCAGCGACUCUUACUGCGACGCCAACGCCGCCAUCCCUCCUCUGACCUGGAGGAAACCCUAACACACACUCCAACAUACACUGCUGGUACUCCAAAUUAACGUCACCCCAAUGCUCUCCUCCUCCAGUGCUGUUUGAUAGGAGGAAAACUGUAGUACUUCCACACAUUUAAACUUAUGUUUCAGUGGUUUCUGUUAUCUAAAGUAGAAAUUAUUUUAAAACCAGCAGAUGUAAACUGUUUUUUUUAUCUUCUCUGAAAGCAGCCUGUAUGAUGAUGUUUGGUCAUUUGUACAAACUCAGCUGAUAUGACCGCAGCUGAAUUAGAGAAAGCUAUGAUAAAGUUACACCAAUGUCCUUACAAAACCAUAACUCGCUUACAAAGCUGAUGUAAAAUAUUAAACAUUUUCCAGGCUGUUCGAGCUUCAUCGAAAAAGGCAAUAAUUCCUCACUUGAAGUUCCGCUGCUGCCCUCCUGUGGUCAUCAGCGGUAACUGCACCUUAGUGAAGGUCAAACGGAACAAAAUGGCACUUUAAAAAGAUCUUCACUGAUUUUGUUUGAUGAGAUGAAAAGGACACAUUUAGUUUAGUGCAGGAGCCAAUUAUUUGCACACUUUCUGUAAGAAUACCUUUCAGCUGCAGGUUCAGACCCUCGCACAUAGAGGCACAAAGAAAUAGUUUGCACAUAACUGUUCAUUGUGAUUAAGAGUGAUCAUAUGUAUGAACAGCUUUACUAAUCAGUUUCCACUUAUUAUAAAAAGGAAGUGCUUGUUUUUAUUUAUAUUUGUAUUUUUAUUUAUUUUAUAAUCCUGCACAGCAGAAAGUUUAAUUCCUAAAAUAUGAAACUACCCAGUGGCCAUUUUCUGGGAUUAUACUUUAGGUGCAGCAAUUAUUUGACAGAUCUCCAACUAUCAAAGCCCAACUUGCCUUAAACUGCUAUCCAACAUUUGAGAAAUAUGACACCUUCUCUGAUAAACUGUCCUGAGAAUGCAUCUUAAUUCACUGAAGUUAAAAGAAUAUUUUUUAAAGUAGACAUUUGGGAACUCAAUCUCAGAUCUCUGAAUAUGAAACUCUAAACAACACUCAGGGUUGUAGCCGUUGAGGACAAUAAGGUAACAAUAUUGUUUCUGGAAAUUUGGUAUUUUAUCACUAAGGAGCCGUUUAUGUUCUACCGUUACAGACAAAUUACACAUGCUGGGUUUUUAAAGAGGAAAUCUUUGAAUCUUUUUGGGUUCAAAUAAAAUGAAAUGAGGGGAUUUAGUAUUUCAUGAUUUGUGGGAAAUUAAUUGAACCACCAUUUAGGACAGCAGUUCCCAACACGCGGCUUUGGAAACCUCUAAGGGGGUCACAAGAUGACUGAUUGGACAAGAAAGUAAAAAAUAUAUUUUUUUUUUAUUCUGUAAUCUUUGCUCUUUUUUAGAGUUAUUCUGACUCGUCAGGCCUCUACAAUUUACCCAAUCUGAGAGGCUAAAAUCACUCUUUGCUGCUAAUUGCUCAGGCAACCUGUGUGAGUACACAUGGUUUCAUUUAAAGGGAUCACAAGCCAGAAAAUGUUGGGAACCACAGAUUUAUACCAUCAUGUUGGUAGAUCAAACAGAUUUUUGGGGGGUUUACUGGAGGAAUUUGGACUCAGUAUUUCUAAAACCCUGGCUACAGUCUGACCACACUGUCCAUGUUAAUAUCAUUCUGUAGUAAACAGGCUGAUCUACAGUAAUAUCCAUUCCUGAGACUCUUUACAUCAUCAAGCAGGAAGAAGAAAAGAUGAUUAUUUUAAUAGAUUUUCUGUUUUACAUUUGACAGAUGGGAGGUUUAGACAGGUGAAAGACAAUAAUAAUAAUGAUGAUAAUAAUAAUAAUAAUAAUAAUAAUAAUAAUAAUAAUAAUAAUAACCUGUAUAAAACGAAGAUAUAGGGCUGUAACAAAUGAUUACGUAUUUUCAUUAUCGAAUAAUCUUACCAUUAUUUCUAUAAAAUGUAAAGAAAAACAGUCAAAAGCCAAAGAUCUUCAGUUUGCUCCCACAGAAAACAAACAAGCAAAUAUUCAUAUUCCAGGAGCCAAUGUGGGGUAUUUAUGCCUAAAAAUUGCUAAACAAUUAUCAAAAUUAUUUCUGAUUAAUUUUCUGUCAGUCAUUAAACUGUCAGUUCUUUACAGCUUAUAACCGAAGUCUGUUUGCUUAACUGAGUGUGAGUUUAGUUUUUAGAGUCCAAGGAUUCUCACAGCUGCUUAAUUUAAGGGAAGGUGUCGUAUUUAUGUGCCAUCAAUCACAAGCCAACGUCCCCGCUCUCAGCACUAAUGGAGAAUCAUCGCUCUUAAAGUCCCACGCGACACAUUUCCUACAUUUGUCCUGCAGAAAUAACUGGCGACAGAUUCGUUAGAGAAAACGAACUCGUCUGUGAUUUUGAGACAGUUGACAACAGAAAUUUAAGGGCAUUUUUUCUUUUACUAAAGUGAAAAAAAAUAAACUAUUUUAAAAAGGUAUUUGUCCUCAAAAAAUGUACAGUUUGUAAAGGCUAAAUAUUGUAUCUAAUGUACAUAAUGAGGCUGUGUAUAAUGCUCAACUAUAAUGCUGUAAGCUUCAUGUUCUUCUGAUGUAAGUUUAGCCAAAAGCAGUGCAGUUUACCAUUUUCUUUAGACCAUCUUUUAGUUUUAGCGUUAUUGAUAUGACCUGAAUUAGACAUAUUAGUAGUAUCAUAGCGACUAAGAACAGUUGUCUUUCUGUAGUUGUUUGAGAGCAAAUACACCUGCAGCAAUGAUUAAAAGGUGAGGUACUUUUUGAAGACGUAGGUACUUAUGUGGAAGAUUGAAGCCAUUUUGCAGGAGGUGUGUUUAAAAUUCAGGAUUUUUACUUUGUCUGUGCCAGUUUUCUUACUUUUUGUUGACAUGCAGCAACCAACGUGUCACAGUUUACCUUUUCAAACACAUCUGUGAUUAAAUGAAUGUCUGCUUAUCAAUAACCUGCCAUGUUCACCACAGAAAACAGACUCAUUAAAGGAACACUUUCAGUUUUAGUCCUGUUGUUUUCUCCACUGAGCACACUUCUAAUCACAUCAAAAUGAGACUAAUAAACCCUGAAAAUGCUUGUUUCCGUAUACUACACUUUAAUUUUACACUUUUUACAGAUAGUUCUUAGUGCUCAGAGAAGAAAUGGACUAAAAUAUUGAGAACUGUUCCUUUAAUGUCAAGGAGAAACUAAACAAAGCAACUUGCAAGUGUACAGUCUACAUUAAAGCAAAAUAGACAAACAUCACUCACCUCGUGAAACUGUGUACAGAUGCUGCUUAACCGGAACUGUUGACAUCUAUAUUAUCAGAAUGUAAAUAGAAUCUGUGGAGAGAAAACUGAAAUAAUAAGUGUGAAAGGAAAAAAAAAGACUUGAGGACCUCAUGAAAGCGAGUUAGACCGUGUGGUGGAGAUAAAAGCUUUAGAUUAUACAGGAAGUAGACAGCAGGAGCCAAAUAAGCUGAAGAACACAGUUUCUGAGCUCUCUGUGGCUGUUUGGGGGAUUUUAUGAGCUGGGAUUGAAUUCUCCAUCACGCCACAAGGGUUUUUCAUGAGGUCUUUAACGUUUGUUUUUUCCUCAGUCACAGUGUGCAGAGCUGAAUGAUCAAUUUACUGAAGCAAAAUGAAAAGUUGCACAGAAUAAAAGAC